AUGGGUCACGCUGGAGGUGGAUCGGAAGGCUUGUCUUCCGGCAAUCUGGAGGAUUACUCUCACGGCUUGCAGCAGAGCGGUAUAUACUGGGAGACUGGACAUCGCACUUACGUUCCGUUCUGGUGGCGCUGGGUGCAGAAGUUCACCCCGAAGCUUAUAGACGACCAGCUUCGUGCGAUAAUUGGCCACGCGCAGCCCGUAGCGUACGAGCCAUUUGUAUUUUAUGGCAAUUCUGCCUACUUCAGGAGUUACGUAGGAGAUCCAGACGUUAGUACCGUUCAUGCGCUCCGCCGCCGAACCAAUUUUUGCUUUUUGCCGACGGGGGGUAAGAGCUUAGGAGCGCUCGAGGGUGAGUUGCAGAAACGGGGGGACGUGCAUCACGAACUAAGGGAAAAGGUAUUCCACGAGGUGCUUCGGUCGGCAAAAGAGCUUGAUGUGGCGAAGUAA
Molecule: messenger RNA, 447 nt
Organism: Babesia ovata
Lineage: Eukaryota; Apicomplexa; Aconoidasida; Piroplasmida; Babesiidae
Exons: 1
Coding region: 1-447 (148 amino acids)
Source: RefSeq, a predicted model, not a curated record